This is a messenger RNA of Uloborus diversus, 861 nucleotides long. Its product is annotated as slit homolog 2 protein-like. The record is from RefSeq and is a predicted model, not a curated record. Gene Ontology annotation, molecular function: protein binding. Bases 1 to 861 code for a protein of 286 amino acids. The transcript has 10 exons. Gene Ontology annotation, cellular component: plasma membrane. Lineage: Eukaryota; Metazoa; Arthropoda; Arachnida; Araneae; Uloboridae.
AUGCUUGGUUCUUACUUGCAAUUUUGUCAUGGUUGGAUUGAUGCCUCUGGAGAUUUCUUAGCAACUCUGGAAGUAUUCGGCGUGUUCUGCCCAGGAGUAUUCAGCAUCCGAUUUUCGGAAUGUCGGCCAGGAUGGUUUGCCUGCAAUAGCAGCAACAUCUGCGUGGAGCAGAAAUUCAUCUGCAACAAUAACCCUGACUGUGAUGACGGAUCCGAUGAAUGGGACUGCAAUGAUAAGAACAAGGACAACUACUACAAUUCUUUAUUCCAAAAGAGACCUGACGAAGAUCGGGAAAAAAUGGAACUGAAAAAGUGCACAUUGUCUCGCAUAGUCCCACCUUGUCAAUGCUCUUGGAAUAGCUUGUUCUGUGAAAAUAGAGGGUUGAAAAGCAUACCAACCCAUUUGCCAGAUGAGAUCAAAGAACUGGAUCUAUCAGGAAACGAUUUUUCCAUCAUCAGACAUUCCGACUUUAACAACAUGUCCCAACUUCAACGUUUGAUUUGCAAGAACUCUGGAGUGACAAGCGUUGGAGAAAUGGCAUUUUACAAGCUUACAUCAUUGAGAUACCUGUACUUGAAUGGAAACAAGCUUUUAGUUAUUCAAAAUGGAACUUUUGCUGGAAGUACAUCACUUCGUUUCCUGUACCUAUCUCACAACCCAAUUCAAGAAUUGGAAGAUGCUGCCUUCAUGGAUCUGGAAAAUUUAGAAGAAUUGAAUUUGCGACAUUGCUCCUUAUCUUUUGUAAAUCCAUCGGCUUUGAAACCACUAAAGAGUCUAAGAUCGCUCUGGCUGGAUGAAAAUAAUUUGGUGACUUUGACUGAUGGCGUUUUUCGUUGGCUUCAAAAUCUUGAGUUGUUGUAA